GACUGAUGGCCUUUUGAGCAUGUUUGAAUACUGGUGUCUGUAUCAGGAGGUGUACAGUAAAAUGAUCAUCCACUCCUGACAACAGCCCAUUUUGGAAGCUGGAAGACAAUGAGAGUUGGGAUGGCGUUUCUAAGAGCACUGGGAUACAUGGUUGUUCUUCUAGUUAUACACUCCACUCUGAAGAAUUCAGGAUACAGAGAAUCUCUGAAUGUAUUCUUUGAGGAACUAAUGGGUUCAACUCACACUCAAGCCAGAGUAAAAAGAAUGGCUUCCAUAAGUUCCUCUGAUUAUGUACUCCAAGUUGUUAUCAACAUCUCUGAUGUGGAGCAUCUCCAAACAAUGUUGGGCCAACUCAGUUAUCCAUUACUAAUCAACAGCACUCCUGAGGUGCAAAUUACUGGCAUUAAUACCACCACAGUGUGCUCACCAAAUAUGACUGCAUACCAGUGCAGAUGUGAGGAAAACUAUGUUUGGUCAUUAAACAGCUGCAAUGAUCAUGAUGCCUGUGAUGCCAUCAUUGAUGAUACAUGUGGAUGCAUUAAUGCCCUUCCAACUGAUGACCAGUACUGUCAGCUCAACACAAGACAAACAGAUCCGGUGGACAUUGAUUUAGUCCUGGACUUGCGCAUCCCAGUCUCCAGUGUGCCAUCAAAUUUCAUUCAUCUAUUCAGGGACAGAGUGGGAAAUUUCCCAUUGCCCUACAGAAUCAGUCAAUCUUUAACAAUAAUAGAUUUAAACUUCACCACAUGGUGCUCUCCGAACUCCACUGGAGGACUGCAGUGUGAGUGUGAGGAGCAGUUUGCUUGGUCAUGUGACAAGUGUGACAUCUACGGUGCGUGCACUAAUGUCACCAGUCCAACCUGUAGCUGCAUCAAUGGACUUCCUUCAGAUGGAGGGUUCUGUGAAGCAAUCACAAAGGUCGCUCAAUGUCCAACCCCGACUCCUGAGACGUCACCAUCACCAACACCAACACCAACACCAACAAAUGAUCCGGUGGACAUUGAUUUAGUCCUGGACUUGCGCAUCCCAGUCUCCAGUGUGCCAUCAAAUUUCACUCAUCUAUUAAGAAAUUUCCCAUUGCCCUACAAAAUCAGUCAAUCUUUGACAAUAAUAGAUUUAAACUUCACCACAUGGUGCUCUCCGAACUCCACUGGAGGACUGCAGUGUGAGUGUGAGGAGCAGUUUGCUUGGUCAUGUGACAAGUGUGACAUCUACGGUGUGUGCACUAAUGUCAUCAGUCCGACCUGUAGCUGCAUCAAUGGACUUCCUUCAGAUGGAGAGUUCUGUGAACCAAUCACAAAGGUCGCUCAAUGUCCAACCCCGACUCCUGAGACAACGUCACCGUCACCAUCACCAACACCAACACCAACACCAUCACCAUCACCAACACCAACACCAACAAAUGAUCCGGUGGACAUUGAUUUAGUCCUGAACUUGCGCAUCCCAGUCUCCAGUGUGCCAUCAAAUUUCACUCAUCUAUUAAGAAAUUUCCCAUUGCCCUACAUGAUCAGUCAGUCUUUGACAAUAAUAGAUUUAAACUUCACCACAUGGUGCUCUCCGAACUCCACUGGAGGACUGCAGUGUGAGUGUGAGGAGCAGUUUGCUUGGUCACGUGAAAAGUGUGACAUUUACGGUGCAUGCACUAAUGUCAUCAGUCCGACCUGUAGCUGCAUCAAUGGACUUCCUUCAGAUGGAGGGUUCUGUGAACCAAUCACAAUGAUUACAACAACGCCAGUGAUCACAACAACCACAACAACAACAAUGCCAAUUUUCACAACAACAACAACGCCAGUGAUCACAACAACAACAACACCAAUAUUCACAACAACAACAGCAACAGAGGAGAGAAGGCUCUCAUUUACCAUGGACAUAUCUUUCGAUAAUUCAUUCAAUGACCCUACCCACAGCCUCUACCAGAACACUUUAAACGCUAUUAGAAAUAAAAGCCAGGAGUUCAUCUCAACUUUCAAAACAGUGAAGAUAAAUCAGUUCCGGAGCGGAAGCACCAUCUGUGACUAUACUAUAACAGCAACUUCUUUUCAAGAAUCGGAAAUUCGAGCCGUAAAAGCAGGGGUAUUUAGAGAGCUGUCAAAAAAAUACCCAGUGCGAUUUAACAGCCAGGAGUCCUUAAGGUUUAACCCAGAUCCAGUAGUUUUUCGUAACCCAGUAACUGUGAGAUGUGGCCCACCACCAGAGAAUCUUAAUUUUGGUACUGAGUGGGAAGCAAAGUGGAGACUCAACAGCAUAGAAAUACCAACGGAUGAGCUACACAAAUUUUCAAACGACAGUGGAGCAUCAGUCUUAACUGUGUCAAAAUUUUUCAGUACGGACAAAGGAUGUUAUGAAUGUACGCUGAAAAGAAGAGACAACUCAACUUUCAGACAGACACAUGAAAUCAGAAAUACAUUCAACCCACCCCUGAUCGAAGUGAAACCAGACUCAAAAACAGUUGUGAGACUAUGUGAGGCUGGAAAGGAACAGCUCCUGCAGUGUUCUGUCAACAGCCCCUAUGAGGUUGAGUUUAUAGGAUUGCCCACUACAGAAACAGGCAGGGAAAUCACGCAUCAGUUUAUAAUGUCUGCCUCUGACUGCGACAAUCCGGAAAAGACGUUCACCUGUCAAGUGAAAAACCAUGGAACCUUUACGAAAAAUAUAACACUGCGGUUAUCCACAGACACAGGUUUUCUCUGUAACGAUACCACAUUUGGUGUUGGUAAUAAAGGUGAUAUGGCUACAAUUCCCUGUGAAGAAGAAGAAGGGGAGAAAGGCAAGGAGGGGAACAUCACAGCAGAAUGUUUGCAGAAUCGUACAUGGUGGAAUAAGCAAAAAAACUGCAUCCUACGACAGGUUCAGGAGCUGCUUGAGCAGUCUCAGUUCUUGAAUAACAAUUCCUUACCAGUAUUCUUGGACCAACUCAGCGAGGUCACUGUCAAUUUCACCGACAAAGUGGUUGCAUCUCCUUUAGACAUCAGUGCCAUUGUUGAUAUACUCAACAAUGUAGCCAACGCGUCACUUGCUAUCCCAAUAAAUGAAACUUUAAUGGAGGAUGUCCUUUUAACUGUAGGUAUCCUCACCUCAAAUAAAUCAAGGGACUCAUGGAACUCUCUAAACGCCAAUGACACCAGAAACAUCUCGGAAACAAGCAGCCCCACAGCCAGAAGCGUCAGCUCAACAUUAUUGCAGUCUGUUGAAGACAUAACAAAGGCCCUUACCAAUGACUCCUUUAAUAUUGACACACCUUUUAUUCUCUUAAACAAAACCACAUUCACAGACACUUUUAAUGCUGAUACUGAAAUCUUGGAUUCAGCCGUGGAGACAGACAUACCAGAGUCUGAUGGAGAAAAUAAGUCCAUCACUGUGAUAACAUUUGCAUCAAUGGAAAAUGUACUACCUGCAAGAGAUGAAAACAAUUCAACCUCUAACUUCAUCAAUGGGAGAGUUGUACUUGUUUACUCUGAUGGAACUGUCAAUAAUGUUUCAUUCACUUUUGAUAUUUUAAACGAUACUUUGAAGAAACCUCAGUGUGUUUUUUGGAACUUCAGCCUCUUUGAUGGUCUCGGGGGAUGGGACGAUGAGGGCUGCGAGCUGGUAGACGACAACAAUACUGUCACCUGCAACUGCAACCACCUGACCUCGUUCUCUAUGCUCAUGUCACCCUUCAGUCCAAAUGACCCUGUGUUGGAUUAUAUUACCUACAUUGGAGUUGGAAUAUCCAUGGCUUCCUUGGUUAUAUGCCUCAUAAUUGAAGCUGUCAUAUGGAGAAAAAUAAGAAAGAACAACACCUCUUACUUACGCCAUGUUUCCAUCGUUAACAUCGCUGUGUCUCUCCUGAUUGCAAACAUUUGGUUUAUUAUUGGAGCAGCCAUUUCAGAAGCAGACAAGAAAGACCGAUCAGCAUGCAGUGCGACCACAUUUUUCAUCCACUUGUUCUACUUAGCCCUGUUCUUCUGGAUGUUUUCCUCAGCUCUGCUGUUGCUCUACCGCACAGUCAGUGUCUUCGAAGGGUUGUCCAAAAAUUCUAUGUUGGCAAUUGGUUUCUCUCUCGGCUACGGGGCACCCCUCAUCAUUGCAAUUAUAACUAUAGCUGUAACUGCACCCAACAAAGAGUACAUCCGUGAAACUUCAACCCAAUUGAUUUGCUGGCUAAACUUCGACGAUUCCAAAGCUCUACUGGCCUUUGUGAUCCCUGCACUGUUAAUAGUGGCGAUAAACCUUAUAAUACUAUGUGUGGUGAUUUACAAAAUGUUGAGGAGAAGGGCUGUGGGAGACACUGCACAAGCAGCUGAGAGGAAUGUUCUGGUGGUCAUUAUCAGGAGUUUGGCUGUCCUUACACCAUUUUUUGGAUUAACUUGGAGUCUGGGAGUCGGAACUAUGAUCAGCCCACACAACAAAGGAAUCCAUGGUUCAUUUGCAUUCUUCAAUUCACUGCAGGGAUUCUUCAUUUUGGUGUUUGGAACGCUGUUAGACAAAAAGGUGCGGACAGAAAUAGCAGCAAUAUCACAAAGUUCCAGAACUGGGACAAGGAGCACCAGUGCUGGAACCUCAUCAUCAAGUGGAUUAGGCUUUUUCCGAAACUGGAGAAGAAGAAGAGAUGGUUACAACGUAUCAUCCACUGCUUCUGGUGUAUCUCACUCCUUCACCAACACAUGACGAACUUUACAGACAGCUGGGGUCAGUUAGAAAGGCAAACCAGCUGUUUGAAAGUUGAUUUAGUUAUUAGAUGUAUGAAGGAUAGAUCUGAAGUCUACUGUAGCAUUAGUCAGGCUUGAUUUGUGGAAAAUCAAAGAUAUCAUUAAUACAGUCAUAUCUUGAAAGCUGUAUUUUAUUAAAGCACUGCUUAGAAUAACAUUAUGUUAUACACUCUUGCAAGGAUAGAAUCGUAUUUAUUAGUGUUACAUAAUGAAUGCUGGAUGUACAUUAUUAAUUGCAUUGUAGUAGAGCCUGCUAAUAAUUGUUUUUGACAGUCAGAUUUUAUAUUUGAUGUCUUGUAAAAGUGAAUACAUUUGCACUUUGCAGUGUGUGUGUGUGUGUGUGUGUGUGUGUCUGCGAGCCCCUGGUGGGCAAAAAAAGCAUUAUCGAAACUAAUCUAAAAGAAUUCCACAUCAUUCCGAGCAACUGGAAUCACAUUGCGCUUGAUAGGCACUCCUGGAAGACAUCUGCUGCACGUCACAAAGCUGAACUCUGCCAAGCCGCAGAGAUAAAGCGAGAACACUGCAAGGAGAAAAACAGGCUCAGCCACAAGCACCACCACAUUCCCCUGCUGACAGUGUGCCAAAGUAUGUGGAUCUUGGAUCGGCCUCUACAACCAUCUGGAGACACAACCCAUCAUGGGGGACGGUCAUAUUUGCCUCAAGUGACCACCAAUGAUGGUGUGUGUGUGUGUGUGUGUGUGUGUGCAUUGUUUCCCC
Molecule: messenger RNA, 5408 nt
Organism: Epinephelus fuscoguttatus (brown-marbled grouper)
Lineage: Eukaryota; Metazoa; Chordata; Actinopteri; Perciformes; Serranidae
Gene: adgrf8
Product: adhesion G protein-coupled receptor F8
Exons: 29
Coding region: 109-4650 (1513 amino acids)
Biological process (GO): cell surface receptor signaling pathway; G protein-coupled receptor signaling pathway
Cellular component (GO): membrane
Molecular function (GO): G protein-coupled receptor activity
Source: RefSeq, a predicted model, not a curated record